GCACGAUCCGUAUGAAUGCUAGUCGUAGCGAUGAGCUGGUUACGUGCAGUAGUGUUAGCAUUAAUUGCCCUCGGCCUUCCUGUAAGAGCUGAAUGGUUCGCUUCGUGCGAUCGACAGUUUCAACUGACCAACGUGGCCGAUGUAACGUUGAAUUCUCCCUUCUACCCGUCGAACUAUCCGGCCGGAAGUUCGUGCCGGUUUGUGGUACGUGCCCCGCCCGGAUAUACAAUCCAGGCAACAUGUACACUGAACAUGGCCAAUCCUACUGCCGCGUGUACGACGGACUUUCUGUACGUGUCCACCGAGGGCUUUGUGUCGCCGGUGGGCAGCGAGUAUUUCUGCGGCAAGGGACAGAUCUCCCGGAGGUCCCUGUUCAACAAGCUGACCAUCUCGUACAUCUCGUCCAGUGCGUCGAAUUCGGGAUCGUUCUCGUGUCGGCUUGUGGUACAGCCACAGGAUUGUGAUUGCGGGUGGUCCAGAACCGCAAAGAUCGUUGGAGGUAGCGAGGCGGGUGUAAACGAGUACACCUCCAUGGUGGGACUGCUUGAUCCUCUCACGGCGAACGUAUUUUGUUCCGGAGUAAUAGUAAGUUCCCGGUACGUUCUUACUGCCGCCCACUGUACCCGUACCAUCCCAAGCGUGGGUCGUGUGCAAGCUCUUGUCGGCGAUCAUGACUACCGCACCGGACUGGAUACACACUAUUCGGCGCUCUACAACAUCGAGCAGAUUAUUGCGCACGAAAACUACAACGAGCAGACCCGCAACAACGAUAUCGCCCUACUGAAGACGGUCACCGAGAUGGACUUCAACCGUGGUGUAGGACCGAUCUGUUUGCCCUUCAGCUACAGCACGUACAGCUUUGGUGGCCUGCUGGUGGACAUUGCCGGCUGGGGUACGACAUCCUUCGGUGGUCCGAUGAGCACCGUUCUGCGCAAGACAACGCUUAGCGUGCUGCAGAACGCGAACUGCUCGGCACCGUACGUUAACGAUCAGAAGGUGUGCACCUUUGCCGCAGGCCGUGACUCCUGCCAGUACGAUUCGGGUGGCCCACUGUACCUGCGGGGAAGCCAGCGUAUGUACACGAUCGGGAUCAUCAGCUACGGGUCGGCUUGUGCCGCCUCGACACCUUCGGUGGCCACCCGCGUUACGUCCUACCUGAGCUGGAUUCGUCAAAAAACGCCCGAAGUGUCGUAUUGCGUUAAAUGAAAUCGAUUGUUCGUAUCGUACGUGUUUAUUGAUAACAGUA
Messenger RNA from Anopheles stephensi (Asian malaria mosquito), 1246 nucleotides. RefSeq names its product venom serine protease-like. Lineage: Eukaryota; Metazoa; Arthropoda; Insecta; Diptera; Culicidae. The record is from RefSeq and is a predicted model, not a curated record. The transcript is spliced from 2 exons. Bases 16 to 1206 code for a protein of 396 amino acids. Gene Ontology annotation, molecular function: serine-type endopeptidase activity. Gene Ontology annotation, biological process: proteolysis.